AUGGUGGCAAUGUUUGUAAAUACGCUCCAACCACCAUUUUAUGAACAUAUGGUGGGAAAUGUAUCUUCAAAUUUUGCCGAUAUCAUCGUGAUAGGUGAGCGGAUAGAGAUCGGGUUGAAAAAUGGGAAGAUUGCAUAUGGCUCGUCGGUGGUUGCAAAUUCCAAAAAACCCAAUUUCAACUCAGGGAAAAGAAAAGAGGGAGAUGUGCAUGCAACAACUGCAACCCCCGUGUGGAGAGGUCAGGCUCCCACUCAUAACUAUCGACCAUACUGGGGUCAACAUCCACAUGCAGCUAACGCGUCAUUUGGUCAUCAAAUUAGGCCUCAACAACAACCAGGGUACUAUCAACCACAAUACAUUCCGACGAAUGAUUGGAGGGGAGGGGCAAACGUAGGUUCCAAUAUGAAUGUGGGUCCAAAUACUUAUCCAAGAAGGAACCAAGAAAGAAAUUAUGUUAACUUUACCCCAAUUCCUACCACUUAUACGGAAUUAUUGCCUCAUCUUAUCAAACAAGGUCUGGUUGUCGUUUGUCCCCUGAAGCCUUUGCAGCCUCCGUACCCAAGAGGCUUUGAUGCAGAGGCAAAAUGUAGUUAUCAUGGAGGGGCCGCUGGUCAUUCCACUGAGAGUAUUGAGGCCAAUCCUUUAUUGGGGCAUGGAAGUGCUUCGACGAAUGCUGUCGAAGUAAAAGAGCAUGAGCUGGUGAGAAAUGUGAAAAAAGUCAGGAACUCUAGGAGGUUUAUUUUGGAGGUAUUGCUGAAAGUGGGUAUCUUGAAGGGUGAUUAUGAUGAGAGUAUGGCAUGCGCGCUCCACCCAGAUGCUGAGCACUCUAUUGAGGAGUGUGUUAAGUUUGAGGAAAUUCUACAAGACCUGCUAGAUCGUGGUAUGAUGCAGGUAUGUUACAAGAGGGAGGAGGGAGAUGUAUUUGCACAAACUAGUGAUGAAUCCGGCAUGAUUUUACCAGAACCAUUGGUGAUUCGUUUCACUAAGACUACCUCUAUCCCACCAACUCAAGGAAGGUCGCCCGUUGUUAUCCGUGUACCAGCUCUUUUUCCUUACAAGAACGAAAAAGUCGUCCCAUGGAGAUAUGGGACACACGCGUCAAGCGAAGAACAAAGCGUUGACCCUGCCGUCAAAAACAUAUCAGGGAUAGGUGGAAUGACUAGGAGUGGUCGAAUUUUCACAUCAUCAGAGUUGGCACGAGAAAGAGUUAAUGAUAAGGAAGCAACGAUGGCCGCGAAGGCAAAAGAAUUCUUAAAGGGGAAGGGUGCACAGACAGAGGAGAUCCCCGACAAGGAAGAGAGGAGAGAAGUUUCUGAAGAGGAGGCUUGUGAAUUUUUAAAAUUCAUACAACAAAGUGAGUAUAAGGUGGUGGAAUAG
Molecule: messenger RNA, 1377 nt
Organism: Vigna angularis (adzuki bean)
Lineage: Eukaryota; Viridiplantae; Streptophyta; Magnoliopsida; Fabales; Fabaceae
Exons: 2
Coding region: 1-1377 (458 amino acids)
Source: RefSeq, a predicted model, not a curated record